Molecule: messenger RNA, 2420 nt
Organism: Pipistrellus kuhlii (Kuhl's pipistrelle)
Lineage: Eukaryota; Metazoa; Chordata; Mammalia; Chiroptera; Vespertilionidae
Gene: RHOB
Product: ras homolog family member B
Exons: 1
Coding region: 415-1005 (196 amino acids)
Biological process (GO): small GTPase-mediated signal transduction
Molecular function (GO): GTP binding; GTPase activity
Source: RefSeq, a predicted model, not a curated record
CCGCCGCCGCCGCCGUCUGGCCGGAGCCGAGUCCUCUCCCCUCCCGAGCUGUGGGCGCCCGCGGAUCUAGGCCGGGGACGCUGCCUUAUCUGCGAUCCGCGCACAAAGGCGCCGACUCCGUGUCCGGGUCCGAGUCCGGGUCCGAGUCCGGGUCCGGGGCGAGAAGAGCGGCCACUGCCCGGGAGCAGCGCGGAGACGCCCGGCGCGCCCUAUGCCCCCGCGCCCCCGCCGCGGCCGCCGGAGCGCACCGGGAGGACGCGCCAUCGCGGGGCCCGGGCGCAGCUAGCGGCCCCCUGCGCCCCCUUUCCCUCCUCCCCGAGCCCGAGGUGAGCAGUGAGCGGCGAGCGGGACGGCAGCGAGGCGCCCGCGGGCCCCCUCCCGCUGCCCGGCCCCGGCCCCGGCCCCGGCGCGCUCAUGGCGGCCAUCCGCAAGAAGCUGGUGGUGGUGGGCGACGGCGCGUGCGGCAAGACGUGCCUGCUGAUCGUGUUCAGUAAGGACGAGUUCCCCGAGGUGUACGUGCCCACCGUGUUCGAGAACUACGUGGCCGACAUCGAGGUGGACGGCAAGCAGGUGGAGCUGGCGCUGUGGGACACGGCGGGCCAGGAGGACUACGACCGCCUGCGGCCGCUCUCCUACCCGGACACCGACGUGAUCCUCAUGUGCUUCUCGGUGGACAGCCCCGACUCGCUGGAGAACAUCCCCGAGAAGUGGGUGCCCGAGGUGAAGCACUUCUGCCCCAACGUGCCCAUCAUCCUGGUGGCCAACAAGAAGGACCUGCGCGGCGACGAGCACGUCCGCACCGAGCUGGCCCGCAUGAAGCAGGAGCCCGUGCGCACGGAGGACGGCCGCGCCAUGGCCGUGCGCAUCCAGGCCUACGACUACCUCGAGUGCUCGGCCAAGACCAAGGAGGGCGUGCGCGAGGUCUUCGAGACGGCCACGCGCGCCGCGCUGCAGAAGCGCUACGGCUCGCAGGGCGGCUGCAUCAACUGCUGCAAGGUGCUCUGAGGGCCUCCCGGGCCGUCCCUCCCCCCCGCCGGGGACCCCACACCGGACCGACCGCCCAUCCGGCGUCUGCCUUCCCGCCCGGCACCCCCGAAGUCCAGCGGCGGUGACCCUGGAGCCUGGAACCGGCGUGGGAAGGCCCCGCGCGUCCCCUUUCCAGUGUUCUGUGCGCCCGGUCCGGCUGCUGCGUUGCACAGGCCCAGGCGCGCCCUUACAACCGAGUGCCAAGGGGGGACCCCCCUGAGCACCCUUUUGGGAAGAGCCAAGCCUCUUCAGAGUGUGUGGCUGUGUGUGUUGGACUCCCCGCACCCCGCCUCCCGCAGCCCUAUGCUACCCCCCCUCCAUCCCCGCCUCCGGUCCCGGGAGAGGAGCUUGGUGCCCCGGUGCUGCCUGCCGCGCCCCAUCCCAUGUUCGAGCGCCUGCCGUCUUCUGUCUGUAACAUAGACCACGGGAACUGCGUGCUGCGGGAGGGCAGGGCGGGGUGUUAUAUAAAUAUAGAUAUAAUUUUAUUUUCGGAGGCAGGAUGCUGUUAUUUAAUGGUGGUGGUGGGUGGAGUGACAGCUCUGGGGCCGGCGCCCGCCCAUCCAAGCAGGAACAGGACUUGGUCAUCCUUCCAGCCCCCGGGGGAAGACGGUUGCAACUGACGUGGGGCUGCGAGGACACAGCUUCCAGACUGACACAGUCGCCUGCAGGCCAGCCUCCAGCGAAACCCCUGGCCAGCCCCGGGCCUGGGGAGGGGAGAGCAGAGCGCGCUGCUGCGGGCUGUUUUUGCCAUAAGCGAACUCUGUGCCUGUCCUACAAGUGAAAUAUUGUUCAGUUCAAGAACCCGAGGUUUUCGAUUUAUUUAAAGGCUUUCAAACCUGUUGUUUUUUUCCUUUGGAAAGAGUUCUUUGCACAAUUGUUUCGUGGACACUCCCAUGCACUUGUCAUUUGUGUAAGACAGUAGCAUUCUGACCACACGUGUACGCUGUAACCUCAUCGACUUCUGAUGUUUUAAAGGAAAAGUGAUGAUGAUUUCUAAAAUGAGAGGAAAAACAAACCACUAACUUUUAUUUUGUUCUCUUGAAAAAAAAAAAAAUGGCAAUGCCGUCUUGCGGUUUGGUUGGUGCAGGUAUGCGCCCUGUUGUGAGAAAGGGCAGUAACAAGCACUGGGGCCCAUUGAACCCCUCUGUCCUUCACCAGGCGGUGUCUAAAGCGAUGUGAACAUUUCUCAGAGAACGAACCUGCCCCCAGCCUUCUUCCUCCCCCACCCUCCCCCACCCCAGUGGUACUUCUACUAGAUUGUUGUCUUGUUUUUUAUUUUUAAAAAUAAACUGACAAAUGACAAAGUGGUGAGCUUAUGAUGUUUACAUGAAAGUUCUAUAAGCUGUGUAUACAGUUUUUUAUGUAAAAUAUUAAAAGAUUAUGAUGACGACAUU